Dreissena polymorpha is the source of this 6424-nucleotide messenger RNA. Its product is annotated as afadin- and alpha-actinin-binding protein A-like. Bases 127 to 2124 code for a protein of 665 amino acids. The transcript has 13 exons. NCBI's taxonomy places the organism in Eukaryota, Metazoa, Mollusca, Bivalvia, Myida, Dreissenidae. The record is from RefSeq and is a predicted model, not a curated record.
ACUUAGUUCAUACAAUAUCAUAUGAUUAAACUGCAAAUGAAUUCAAAUCACAAAGUUCGAAUAUGUAGUAUGCGUAGUUUCUAAUGACGCCAAACUGAAACUGGACAAUUCAAAACACCUGUCAGGAUGGCAGACUGGAGUGUGUACAAGGGGUCACCGGGUGCUGACAUUCUCUCGUCGCUCAGUUGCCGCAGUAACAGGGACCAGAGUCUGAGCACGCUGCACAGAAUGUCAAGCUUCAUGGACAGCCACUUGUACACCAGCAGUGCCAUGUACGAUGAGAACACGUUCUGUACUUCUGAUAAUCUCGAGGACUGCAUCACACAGCUCAAUCAGGAACUGACAGGCCUAGGUUUGAACCCGGUUACGCGUGACAAUGUGAAGCCCUCCCUGGUGAACCGCCUUGAAGAACUCAUCAGACUGUUCCAGCGAUCAGCACGAGUGAAAGAAGAUCUAGAAAACAGACUUCACCGCUCAACGUGUGACAACACAGAGAGUCAGACGCUGCUUCGGCGUCUGCGAGGGGACAAGGAGCGUCUGGAGAGAGACCUGGCCCAGGAGCAGGAGAAACACAGACAGACGCACAGCAAGAUCAAGAACAUCACAGCUAAACUGAAGGCGGAGAAAGAUGAGUUGAAGCGUAUCCAGGCAGUUAUCAAGGACAGAGAUGUUCAGUACAAACACGAAGUCAAAAAGAAGCAACGGGAAGUCAACAAGCUAAUGGAGAGAUUGCAUCAACUACUGAUGGACAAAAACCCAGACAGAAGGAUAGGCAUGGACAUGGUAGGGAACCUGCAGAGAGGCUCAAACAAGAGAAGCACAUGGAAACACAAGACCGGCUCCAAUGAACACGAGGACAUGUACAGCCACCUGAUCUCCAGCUAUGAGGCCAAGCACCAGGAACUGCGUGUGGAGAACAGCAACCUGCGAGACUGUCUGCUUGACAUGCAGCGAGAACUGGCCUCACUCAUUGACCUCUCUGACUCUGUCACGGUCACCAAUGGCAACGGUUGCUUGGCUGGUAGCAUGGCCAGCAGUGUGGAUGAUCUGUCCACCAUCUCAUCUCUCUCACAUGAUCUCAAUGAUGACUGUCUACAAAUGCCCUAUGAUAUAAUGGGAGAAAAUCUGACAAAACAUUUCCAAGAGAUUUGCAAGCGCCUGGGAAACACCUUGCGUAAAUGUUCCUCUAACUACAGUGUGGCAGCCAACUCAUGUCUGCGGACCAGUCCAAACAAGAGCAAAGGGGAGACCAGCCACAACACAAGCGGAUCUGAGAGGGACCAAGGACGGAAACAAGAGGAGCUAGAUAAGCUAAGGUCACAGAUUGCCAAGUACAAGGACAUAGUAAAACAGCAAGAAACUCUCAUACAGCAAUCUCUGCAGACCCAGUCCAAGUCCAUGGAGAACACGUUUCUCCAGGAGUCACAUAUCCUCCAGGAGAGGGAGACACUGUCAGAACAGAGGAGGGAGUUCUAUCAACAGAAGGCUGACUUUGAGGAGGAGAAAAAGGCUGUGGCUGAGAUGGCCCGCAGGACACAACUCGAGAGACGUCGGUUUGAAGAAGAGAAAACUCGGUUACUACAGACGUCCUUUCUUAACAUUGCUGGGAGUAAUCAGUUAAGCAAUCAUGAGUCAUCCUCACCGACAAAGUCAAAAGCUGACAAAUCUCGUCUGCUGCCCUCCACCCCUGUCUUCUCUCCAGCGCCCGGAAAGAAAUCAUCGCCCUCUGCAACGGACCUUCUUAAAUACCUCACUUCCCCAAACAAGAGGAGUCCACUAAAGCCUGCCCACUCCUUGGACCAGCAGUCAGUGGUCAGUUGUGACUCCCUGACCAGCAAGUCUACCAACUCUGCACCUGGUGACCUCAUGCAGUAUCCCUCUGGGUCGUCCAAACCCUCUACAUUUGAAAAAACAAAAAAGUCAUCAGUGUCAGCCAAAUGCUCACCACUUCAAACUGCUGACUCAUGUUCUUCAACAUCUGCCAGAAGCUCAUUAUUUGAACCAUCUGGGUCAAGUAAAGGCUUGUCUAUAGAGGAACUAGAGGAAAUUAAGCGUUCCUUGUACCAAGAGGAGAGAAAACGCAGAUCCAGCUCAGCAAGCCUUUCAAGUCUAGAUGGAAACUGAGUUUGUGGACAUUGGGAGUUAUGAAUUUUAUGUAAUCCAAUUUUUAGCUCGGCUGUUUUCGGAGAAAACCAGAGGUAUUGUCAUAGCAAGCGCGUCGUCCGACGUCCGCGUUGUGCUAAAACCUUUACAUUUUGUUAAGGUUUUGAUUAUUGGCUCUUAAAUCAAAGUGCUUCAACCUACAACUUUGAAACUUCACAUAUAGCUGCACCUUGAUGAGUUCUACAUGCCACACCCAGGUCAAAGGUCAAGGUCACUGUGACCUCUAAAAAAAAUAUAAAAAAUCUGACAAGCUUUCAUUUAUUAAAAACUGCACCUGCAGCCGAAUGUGGCACCCAUUAUGCAGUGCUCUUGUUAUAUGGAAUACAAUAACAUUUAUAGUUUAAAGCAUGGAGCAGAGCAAUUUGUUGGCUUUUGGGACUGAAUCUAUGCUUGAAUGAAGUCCUGUUCACACAUUUUUCCGUGGAAUGUAAAAUGUUCCACAGUAAGAUGUUAUUGAUAUGCACUUUUAUGAUGAUACAUGACCAUUUUGCAUGCUUUGUGAAGGAAUAACUUUUUAUGCAAUUACAGGGGCAACAUUUGAGACAUCUUCUGUAUUGUUGAUACUGAUUGUUUGAUGCAAUUAAAUUCAAUAAAUAAAUACAUCUAAAACAUAAUAUUUUAACAAAUGGAGGCAACUUUCCCAGUCCAUGAUAUUGUAUUACCAAUAUGCUCAAAUUUCUAAACAGAAACAACUGCUUUAUAAUAGUUUUAAUGUAAAAUCCCUUUGUUUCUGACUGUAUAGCAAUGUGCUGUUGCAACUAAUAUCUGUGGUAUCAAACACUGCUGUGAUCAUAUAAACAAGAACAUAUCUGUUCCACUAAUGUUAUAAGUAUUUACAUUUAUACAAUUUUCCUGUAUAACACGAUUUUGCUUCCUGUAUGCAAGUUUUUUUUUAACAAAAAUGUUUUUCUGUUGUGUCUAUUUUUGUAUUGUGAUACAUAUGCACUAACAUUGAUUUCUAUCCACUUGGUAAUUGCAUACAUGCAAUUUUGUUAAAGUCAAGUUUGGCUUUCAUCAAUAUCUUAAAUUGGUUAUUUCUUAUUCAUAACAAAUAUUUGUAAAAUGUUGGGUAAUUUGUAUUUAUUUUAUUAAAGCACUAUAAUUUUAAAUACUAUAUAAACUUGUAGCUGAUGUAAAGCCAAUUAGAUUUUAAAGAGUAUAUGUUAAUUUCAGACAUUAAUGUGUGCAGAUGGCAUUCAGACCUUGCUUCAAGGAAAUCCCAUAUUGUUACUUUUAUUUGUGUCUUCUGCAGUACUUUUUAGAAUUAAGGGCAUUAUUGUAAACACAAUCUGAUUUGUUAAUACAAAAUAAUUGUCAUUAAUAUUUGUUCAUGUUUCAAAAGAUAUGCAAAGAAGACUGACAUUACCCAUAGAUCAUUAUAUCGCCAAGCCUCAAUUGACAUAAUUUUGUUUAGUGACAUUUUAAGUAUUGUUUUGUUCCAUGUUAAUCAUCCUUUUCAUAUUAAUUUUGGAUAUUUACAUUGUCUUUUUUAAUUCUUCAAACUGCUGAAUUAUUUUACGUAUCUGUUUUAUGAAUAUAAAUUAUCUCAUUAUGCUUCAAAAGUAUUUGAUGAUUUUUGCAUAUUGGUUGAGCUAUUCUGAAGUGAUGCAUACAAUGAUCAAAUCAUCCAACCUUCUGAUAAUAAGAUAAAAUGUCAAACAUUUCCAGAGAACAUUGUGGGUAAGUGCUGAGUGCAAAAACUUAAACUUUCUUCAGUGUUUUAUUUAACUUUCUUCAGUGUUUGUGGAAUAUAAAACAAAAUGUUAUAGUGCAGAUAGUGCCUCAGAAAGCAUGAAAGGAUCCAAACAAAACUUCAUAUAAUGAUAGGAGACUUUGAGCCUAUGUGUGGAUUAUAAGAACUAGAACUCUUUCUUAGACCUCAUUUUUAUGGAGUUUUUGCAUUUUGUUUAUUUGUCUUUUACAAACAAGUACUAUAAGUAUAACACUGAUUGUAAUUAAAAUUCAUUUAUCAAGAAAAAAAAUUUUUUUUCUAUAAAUUGUAUUAUUUUUCCAAAUAUUGAAGGCCAAUAUCACAGUUUUGGGUUAAAGAAUACCAUGGGAGCAUUCGUCACUUACAGUUUUGUAUUGAGUUUAUUAUAAUAUGAGAAGCUGCUGAGAUUUGCUAACUGAAUUUUAUUCUGUCCUUGAUAUAUACCGGUAUAUUUAUGGAGCUAUUGCUCUUGAUAAGUUAUGCUUGCAGUGUACCUGUUUAUAUAAAUUGCUGACAUUCACUAGAAAAUGGAACCAAUUAAUUUUUUUUAGAUUUUUACAACUGCUGCCAUUCCGUUUUUUUGCUUCCAUCUUUAAUGUUAUGUAUUGUGUUCUUUAUUGCAAUGUUUUUGUUAUUUUGUUCAAAUUGACCAGGUAAUUUUAACACUGAUACAACAUGUAUAUAAACUAUUAGUGCUGAAAUUGAAUGGUCAAAAACCAACACAAACGUUCAAUAACUUGCCAUUUCCCAAGCUACCAUUUUGAGUGUUUUGUAACAAUGUAAAGUUGUAAUAUUGGUACAAUCAAUGGAAUGCAAUUAGGUAAUAACAUCCCAGUCAUGUAGUAGCAUCCUUCUUAUAACAAUGCUCCACAUUUCAGCUUCAUAUUUCUAUUAACUACAUGGAUGCUAACUGAUAUAAUAUCCCACUUUAUUAAUGGAGUUAGCCCCCUAUACGUUAACAUUAUGUAAACUGUAAUAUGCAUGCAAAUUUAGGCAUAUGCCUUUUUUGAACAGUUUCGACAAAGUUAAAAUUGAAAUAGACAGAGUACGUAAAACACAAAAUAUCACAAUGCCAUUCCUUUUUGUGUGUCUGUAUUAUGAUUAUAAUACUAUGUUAUGAUUUGUUUAUUGAUAGUCCAACUUAUAAAAAGUAAUAAGGGUUGCACAUUUUACGUGUAAAAAUUGUUUGCACUCAUAAAAUAAUCAAAUCAAAUAUAUCAGGCAUCAUUUUGUAUACAUAUUCCAAGCUUGAGUUAUAUUGUAUUUUCAUCUCAAACAUUAGUUGUUGUUUUUUGAUAUUUUUUUAAAUUGAUGUUUGUAUUAUUUUGUAUUAGGUGUUUGUAUUAAUUUGUACAUGUUAAUUGUUUCCAUUUAUUAUAUUUCUUAAUUUUAGACAGUGCCUUUGUUAAAUUAUGCAUAUCAAUUUAAAAGACCCAUUCCAUUGUACAUUUAUACCGACUAUAUUUUUAUAAAAAAAGGUAAAAUAAUUUGUGCUAUAAUUUAAACAAGACAAAUUUGUUUCAUUGUUGUAAAUUGUUUUGGUCACCUAAGUGUUCAUUUGCUGAUAUUUCGUAGGUGUUUUAUGUCUUUAUGUUUUGUUACUAGUAUAUAGUGUAGUGUUCACUUAAUUUGGAGAACUGAGGGAGACAUUUCUGUAUCUCAUAUUUAUCAGUGUUAGUCAGAAGCACCAUUGUUGAACUGAGCUCUCAACAUGUCACUGUGUUCUGUUGUUUGUUUGUAAUGGAUUUGUUGCUGAAGACACAGCAUUGAAAACAUCAUAUCAACCUGUUCACUUUGUAAAACGUGAAUCUCAAUAUGCUCAUUUUGCACACAGUUAGCAUGAUAUAACAGUAAGAGCUGCUUGAGUAAUGGAAUCUUGCCUUCUUUUUCCAAUAUCAUAUCUGAGACAAAUUAGCAUAAUUAUACUUGCAACUAUCCAUCCUCUAGCCAAUACUGUGGCCGCGGUACAGCAAAUGUACUCAAGGUGUCUGAUGCAUGAAUUGAUGCACAUGUCAUUUGUAUUUACCAAAUACAUAUUUUUAUGCCCCUGGAUCGAAUGAUCGGGGGCAUAUUGUUAUUGUCCUGUCUGUCAUUUAUUCAUUCAUUCAUUGUGUAUAUGUGUAUCCCAAAACUUUAACCUUGGUCAUAACUUUUGCAAUAUUGAAGAUAGCAACUCUAUAUUUGGCAUGCAUGUGUAUCUCAUGAAGCUGCACAUUUUGAGUGGUGAAAGGUCAAGGUCAUCCUUCAAGGUCAAAGGUUAAAUAUAUGGCUUCAAAGUGGCGUAAUAGGGGGCAUUGUGUUAAUGACAAACACAUCUGUUGUUUGCAAAUGAAAUUUGUGCAUAUUUUUGUGCAGUUUGCCGUCCGUUCUGAUAAGUUAAUGUGGGCUAUUAACAACAAUUAAAAAUGCAGGUUUUUAUGUUUAUAUAUGUAUAUUAGAUACGUACAUAUUAGAAAUUAGAAUGGUGCGAAGUUAGUUUUUAUAUGUUGACUUGUUCGUAAAAAAAUGAUGUGUACUGUGUUUCAAUUACCAAUAAAUCAUAGUAAGUUG